AUGUGCGGCAUCUUUGCAGCCCACGCCUAUGACCCCAAGGACCUCCCCUCCUUCCGCGCACGCGCCGUCGCGCUCUCAAAGCGCCUGAGGCACCGCGGACCCGACUGGUCCGGGUGCAAGAUGACCCAAGACGCCAUCCUCGUCCACGAGCGACUCGCCAUCGUCGGCGUCGACACUGGCGCCCAGCCCAUCACCUCGGAUGACGACAAGCUCGUCCUCGCCGUCAACGGCGAGAUCUACAACCACCGCGCACUCCGGAAGCAGCUCAAGAACCCCGGGACAUUUAAGACCCACUCGGACUGCGAGGUCAUCCUCCAUCUUUACAAGGAGCACGACAAGGACCUCUGCGCCAUGCUCGACGGCAUGUUCUCCUUUGUUCUCGUCGACACCUCCGUCACCCCCUCUCGCCUCAUCGCCGCCCGCGACCCGAUCGGCAUCACGACGCUGUACCAAGGCUGGAACUCGCAGCGCCCGGGCACCGUCUACUUCGCAUCGGAGCUCAAGGCGCUCCACGACGAGUGCGACAAGGUCAUCUCGUUCCCGCCCGGACACGUCUACGACUCGGCGACGCAGGAGACGACUCGCUACUUCCAGCCGUCCUGGUGGGAUGGCGACGUCGACCCCAAGGCGGUCCCGACCAAGCCCGCAGACCUCGACGAGCUCCGCACGAAGCUCGAGAAGGCCGUCAAGAAGCGCCUCAUGUCCGAGGUCCCUUACGGUGUCUUGCUCUCUGGCGGCCUCGACUCGUCCCUGAUUGCGGCGAUCGCGGCGCGGGAAACGGAAAAGGUCGCGGCGGCGCAGCAGGCGCACCAGCACCAGGGCAAGCAGGGCAGCGCUGGCGAUGCGUCGGGUUUGGUGGGCUUUGACGACGAGGCGGCGGCAGACGAGGUCGGCACGUUGACGUCGUGGCCGCGGUUGCACUCGUUCUCGAUCGGCCUCGAGGGCUCGCCCGACUUGCUCGCCGCUCGCGUCGCGGCAGAGUACCUCGGCACCGUCCACCACGAGUACACUUUCACCGUUCAGGAGGGUCUCGACGCCGUCGAGGAGGUCAUCUACCACCUCGAGACGUACGAUGUCACGACCGUCCGCGCCUCGACCCCGAUGUACCUCUUGUCUCGCAAGAUCAAGGCGAUGGGCGUCAAGAUGGUUCUCUCGGGCGAGGGUUCGGACGAGAUCUUUGGCGGAUACCUCUACUUCUACGCCGCACCGACCGCCGCCGACUUCCACCAGGAGUGCAUUCGCCGCGUCAAGAACCUCCACACCGCCGACUGCCUCCGCGCCAACAAGUCGACCAUGGCGUGGGGUCUCGAGGCCCGCGUGCCCUUCCUCGACAAGGAGUUCCUCGAGACGGCGCUCAACAUCGACCCGCAGCAGAAGAUGUUCUCGAAGGGCUCGCUCCAGGAGCGCGACGCCGACGGCCGUCCCAUCAUGGAGAAGUACAUCAUCCGCAAGGCCUUCGACGUCGGACCCAAGGGCGAGCGCCCGUACCUUCCCGACGAGAUCCUCUGGCGCCAGAAGGAGCAGUUCUCGGACGGCGUCGGCUACUCGUGGAUCGACGGCUUGAAGGAGCACGCCGCACAGGUCGUCACGGACGAGCAGAUGGCUUCUGCCGCGCAGCGGUGGUCGCUCGACACGCCCGAGACCAAGGAGGCGUACUUCAUCCGCCAGAUCUUCGAGUCGCACUUCCCGUCCGAGGCCGCCGCCAAGACCGCCGUUCGCUGGAUCCCCCGCGCAGACUGGGGCUGCGCAAGCGACCCGUCCGGGCGUGCCGUCCAGAUCCACGAGGCGGCGUACGACGGCAAGGCGACGACCCAGGCUUGA
Rhodotorula toruloides NP11 is the source of this 1821-nucleotide messenger RNA. Its product is annotated as asparagine synthase (glutamine-hydrolyzing). NCBI's taxonomy places the organism in Eukaryota, Fungi, Basidiomycota, Microbotryomycetes, Sporidiobolales, Sporidiobolaceae. Gene Ontology annotation, molecular function: asparagine synthase (glutamine-hydrolyzing) activity. Bases 1 to 1821 code for a protein of 606 amino acids. The record is from RefSeq and is a predicted model, not a curated record. Gene Ontology annotation, cellular component: cytosol. The transcript has 4 exons.